Paramisgurnus dabryanus is the source of this 1075-nucleotide messenger RNA. The record is from RefSeq and is a predicted model, not a curated record. NCBI's taxonomy places the organism in Eukaryota, Metazoa, Chordata, Actinopteri, Cypriniformes, Cobitidae.
AAUAAAAUAUGAAACCCUGCCCCCCUGGUCGAACAAGCAUAUUGUUAAAAGUCCUUCCGUUCGACACGGAAGUAUUCCUCGGCCGUUGUCAACAUGGCGGUGAAUCUCACUGAAUUAGCUCUUCCACAAUUAGAGAGCUUAAAAACUCAACUUGACCAGGAAACCGAGUUUCUGUCAUCAUCCAUAGGUCAGCUGAAAGUAGUUCAGACAAAAUAUGUGGAGGCCAAAGACAGUUUGAAUGUCCUUAACAAGAGCAAUGAAGGAAAAGAGCUACUUGUUCCCCUCACCAGUUCUAUGUAUGUACCUGGAAAGCUGCAUGAUGUAGACCAUGUCUUAGUGGAUGUUGGAACAGGUUACUAUGUUGAGAAGAAAGUAGAGGAUGGAAAAGAGUUCUUCAAACGCAAAAUUGACUUCCUUACAAAACAAAUUGAGAAAAUUCAGCCUGCCCUUCAAGAAAAACAUGCCAUGAAGCAAGCUGUGGUAGAAGUCAUGAACAUGAAGCUCCAGCAACUGCACAGCCAACAAGCAUCACAGUCUGUUACCACCAAGGCAUAAAAAAAUCAGGAAAGAUUCUGAGGAUUCAACUUCUGUAUCACUCCAGUAUGCAUCCUUGAGACCGUACUAAGAGGUCUCAUUCUCCUGGAAGUAUGUCCGACAGUUCCCUGCAUUGAACACUUAUUAACUUAUUCUGUUCCACAUUUUCAUACACACAUUUCGAUGAAAAACAAACCUUGGCCUGGCAUGUGGUUCUUAUACAUAAGGCCGCACAUGUCUGGGAUUUAUGUUUUAAAGGAAGAACAUUCUGUGGCACUGUAGCAACAUUUGAAUAUAGACAGCUUUGUUAAUACAAAUUGCUAAAAUGAUUGGCUAAAGAACGUGUUCUCGUCCGGCUAAAAGUGAAAUUGCAGUGUUUUUUGGUAGCUUCAUGAGACUCAAAGCAAUGCAAAUAAGAAAUGACACAGUUGUCCGUAACAGAUAAAUUGACAGAUCUUUGUGACUACUGUAAAUGUUUAUUUAGAAUUUUUGUUCUGUGCUGGGUUGGACAAAAUACAUUAAAAUGACAUUUCAAAACUUG